Sordaria macrospora k-hell is the source of this 1878-nucleotide messenger RNA. RefSeq lists its product as uncharacterized. Gene Ontology annotation, biological process: ubiquitin-dependent endocytosis. Gene Ontology annotation, cellular component: cytoplasm; cytosol; plasma membrane. NCBI's taxonomy places the organism in Eukaryota, Fungi, Ascomycota, Sordariomycetes, Sordariales, Sordariaceae. Gene Ontology annotation, molecular function: protein-macromolecule adaptor activity; ubiquitin protein ligase binding. The record is from RefSeq and is a predicted model, not a curated record.
AUGCCGUUUACCAAUCCCUUCACUUCGGUGACAGGGAAGCAUGCCUACACCUACUUUGACAUCCGACUCGAGAACGAUUUCAUCGUCUUCCGCGGCAAUGAGCACGAAUCUGCUGGCCAACUAUUGCAAGGCACCGUCGUCCUAUGUCUACCAGCGCCGCUGAAGAUCGAGGACGUCCACUUAAGGCUGACAGGAACUCUGCGCAUGAGCUGGAACGACCCUCGAGUUACCGCCGCCGGAAUAUCGAACCACAAGAUCGACCGCACCACGACGAUAUACUCACACCGAUGGAAACCCUUCGUCGGCAUCGGCGCUGAAAAUCAGUCCAUCAGUAGCCCCAAUGGCCUCAUGACCAGGGGUGUUACGCUACCCGCCGGAAACUAUGAAUGGCCCUUUGAGCUGAUGCUGCCGGGAGACAUGACUGAGAGUGUCGAGGGUCUCCGCGAAGCGAGUCUCACCUACAAACUUAAGGCUACGGUAGCACGAGGCAAGCUGGCCUACGAUCUCCACGCCUACAAACGUCUGCGCAUCAUCCGAACACUCGACCCGUCUACCCUAGAAUUUCUUCACACCAUGAGCGUGGAAAACAUCUGGCCAAACAAGGUUGAGUACUCAAUCAUGAUUCCCAAGAAGGCUGUUGUUUUUGGCAGCACGAUUCCUCUGCAAACCAGGUUUACGCCUCUUUUGAAGGGCCUGGAGCUAGGAGAGAUCACCAUCAGACUGCUGGAGGUUCACGAGUUCAUGAUUCAGUCACAUUCAGGUUACGGUAUCCGCGAACACAAGAAGGAACGGGAAGUAUCGGUCUGGAAAAUCCCGAUCGAGAGGGAGAAGCACUGGCAAGAUGUCAUCGAGGAUACUGGACAGGAAGGAUGGGUCAUGAACACAGGGCUCGACUUGCCACGGACGCUAGGCAAAUGUGUGCAGGAUGUCAACGCUCACGGAAUCAAGGUGCGCCACAAGUUGAAGGUGGUGCUCGCUCUGCACAACCCAGAUGGGCAUAUUUCGGAACUUCGCGCAACCUUGCCUGUUUCGAUCUUCAUCUCCCCCAACAUGCCAUUGGAUGAAGAGGGCAACCUGGUGAGGCAGAUGCCUAAUGGGACCACGCCUGGGGAUGUGGUUGCCGCUCCUCCUCCAAGCUACGACGAACAUACACUAGACCAGCUCUACGAAGAUAUGGAACCCACGGGCCUGCAGACGCCGGCUGGCAUGGCGAGCCCGUUGUACGGCCACUCUCGCGCAGGAUCGGUCGAGAAUCUCGCAGCAUUACUUCACAGCCAUAGCACGGCGGUCCCCCCGGCAGCACUCACGUCUAGGUUGCAGAGUAUGUCCCUGGAGCGUUCGAGCCGCAGCACCUCGUGGAAUGAUGGAGACUCGGAGGCUGCCACGCCAAAUAAUGGCCCCGUGGACAGCGUUCACAGUUCAGCUCUUCCGUCGGCACCCUUAACCCGGCAGAACAGCGACGACAAUAUCGUCGCCGAGACCAUGUCAGGAUGUCGUACGCCAGAGCACUCGGACUUUUCGGGCAUAAUGGAGCUCAGCAAGGUCCCGAGUUACCACACGGCGGUCAAGACACCAGUUCGGCCUAUCAUGUACCCCGAGGGCACAGUUCUGCCUGACUACGUGGCUGCGACAAGCGCUUCUGGGACAACCACUCCUGGGUCACCAGAACUUGGCCACUCCGAGGCUGGGGACGGCGCAAGCAAAGUGGAAGAACGCAACUUCGUUCCGGAACCGCCUCGGCGCAAAUCAACGCGAUCACGGCUCGCCUUCACACUCUCGCACAUUCCACACAUCCAUCACUCACAUUCCCACCACGGCCACUCCCAUUCAGAGUCUGAAGAUCGCAGACGGCACUCGUCAAUGAUGCAGGCCAAUUGA